GCUUGAAGUACUAAAAUUUCACUGGACACCACAAAAGGUGUGCCAGUACACAAACAACAGUGGAGCGCUGAGUGCAUUUCGGUGACUAGUUGGCGGUGUAGGUACAAUGGUGGCGCAGGUAGCAGCACCGCAGGUCAGCACUGUCGACACGGCACCAGACCUUGUCCCCCAAGUCACAGGACGGGGGGAGGGAGAGAGCAGGCGUGUGGCCUCACCACCACGGUAGUUAGCGAUGCCCGCACACUGCGGAGGGGCAGCAGGCCGGCCACAGCCCUUCCCCCUCCACCACCACCCCGCCCCGCCGUGUGCGUCGCCACUGCAAACUCAUUGUGCGAUGCGUGCGUGCGUGUGAGUGUGCGCGCGCGGGAGGCCUGGCGAGGGCGGAGCGGAGAAGGUGUGCGUGUGUGGGAGGGAGGGGAGGGAAGCACGCUGUGCCGUGCUGUGCUGCGGGCGCUGUGCGUAACGUCAGUCGGUCCCCUCGCUCCCUCGCCGCACGUAGGUGACGCACGUUCCUCCGAAAAAUCAGCGCUGUCGCCUAGGCUCUUGAUCCCCCAGCCUCACCUUGCUGCGCGCACAGGAUCGUACGUCUGAGCCCCGCACUCCUGGCCACCGAGUGUCUCGGGAGAACGCAGCGCCGCCUACAAGUUUCGCUUGUGUCCAGGAUAGUGGGGCGACAACUCGUCCACGCUAAACAACAAACGCAAAAAAAGGAAACAAAGGGCUUUGUUUGUGUACAGUUGGCAAGGCCCUGGGGAAGAUGAGAGGAGGGUGUGCUCGGAACAUACUGUGUCCAGCUGACAGGAGAAUGGAUACGCACUUGACCUGAUGUGUGGCCACUCCUCGUCCCCCGUGUACAGUCCAGCCUGCCAUGGAUGCAACCAAUCCCUCAGGCAGCCAACGGGAGUUCACAGACGUUAAGAGAAGAAGAAGCGACACCCACCACUACCGCCACUGACCACGCCAUCCAGCACCAGCAUCAUCAACAGCGUGCGAGCGAGAUGGGCUGGACGCUCGGCUACUUGUUCUACGUGGGCAUCAUCCUGCCCACAGUCGUCACACUGGUUCUCUUCGUGCUGUUCGUGCUGUGCUGGCGACGCCAGAGUGCCCGCAAGGAGAUACUGACCAAGCCCUACGAUCCUCACGGCGCCAUGCGCCGCCUAGGCAUGACCAGCCAGCCCCCGCCUCCCCCAGUGUUUGUGAGGACCAGCGCCUCGGCCACGGAGAGCCUGGGCGGCGAAGACAACGGAGGGUACGACAUGAGCCGCAGUCCCUCCACGGAGACGGAGGCCACCAACGUCCGCAGCGCCACCUUCCACAGCCGUCUGGACAGCGGUCUGUCGGAGCCGUCCUGCGACCUGCUGUGCAUCGGCGGGGACGUGGGCGUCGGCCUGGUGCACUCUCAGCGCGACCGGCCGCAGUCGCAAGCUUCACAUUCCUCCACCACGGACUCGGAGGACUCGGGAUUCAGGAGUUCGCGGUCUGGACCGUACCCUCCGAACGGACAUCUUAGUCAGCACGAGAUGCCGCUGCUGAAGCCUACGCGGGUCAACAGCAUCAGCAUCAGCACCAAAGGCAAGAUGGGCUACCAUAGACCCGUGGGCACGCCGUCACCCGACAGAGCCACGCCACCCGCCUUGCAGCUGUCACCUACAGCGUGGCCGCACAACUACCACCAGCUCUCCGACCCCGCCACCGUCAGGGGCGCCGCGCUCGACCUCAACGACAUCGGCGCCAACCUGGGCUGGAAGUACCUUCAAGAGCUGUCCUCCCCUCCCGUGCCCAAGUCCGCCCCCAGCCCCGUUAGUGCCGGCCCGCACAGACAGCUGCUGACGUGUCAUCAAACGAUGACGUCAGCGCAGGUGCAUCAGGCUCAGCUGGAGCCGGACAAUCGUGACGUCUUUGGCUUCUCCAUCGUGUGACGUGCGGGUCAGCGGGUGGUACGGGCUUUUCGCAAGCGCAGACAACCAACAAGCACACACGUGUGCGAACAUGCCAAUUCUUCAACAGCCAAGCGUGCAGUUACAAACUAUAACCACCUCCUGUCGGUAAAAACUGGCGUUUGAUGUCACGGGCAGACUGAAUGCGGUUCAAAGAUUGACGCACGCUGAGUUGGGUUUAUUUUAAAGGAGCAUAAGUAAACUUUUCUGAAAGACAGGACAGUUAUGUUAUUUUCGAUAUCAAAAAGGUAUUUCGAAAAAUUCCGCUGUUCAUCAAAAAUUGGAAUUCUUUGCUGUUAUCGGACAUUUUUUAGUGAUAAAGAUGACGUCACAUCACCAGUGCCGUAUCAUCUCGCGUGAUCUCGUGUCCUUCAGCCGGAUUACAUUCCUCGCAAGGACUUUUGGUUCUAUCCGCCUGCUCCGCAGGACACCUGUUAGAUAAAAGCAGCUUUUUAAAGAUAUUUUCUGUGCAAUGUCGAUUGUUAAGAGGGGUUGCCUCUUUGUAAUCACGUGGGUGUGUGUUUUGUGUGUGUGUGAUGCUCGGGACAGGGGAAGGUCGUGAGCGUGCGUGUGGACUGUCAUCUGUUAAAUUAUGAUCGGUCACCGGAAGCUGCAGAAAGCUACUUAAUUGCGUCAGUGGUCUUUGUUGUUACCCACUCCCCCGGCGGGUCUGUUGUGUGAUGCUGAAGCAAAUAUGUUAGACACAAGCAGGUAGAGACAUCAGCCACGAAACAACGCUUUGAAAAAUAUUUUACUGAAAUGAAAAUGAACGUCGGUUUGAAAGACGCGAAAGGAACGACUGAAUGAUCACUGAAGGAUGAGUGUCCACGAUGUCCAUCCGACUAGUGUGCUGUUAAAAGACAGAAUCAUCGUCGUCCGCAUUCCUCGCUUCGUCAAACCUCUGUGGGUGUUUUGAGACAAACAUUGUAAUAUUAGUAUUUUCAACAACGCCACGAGAGCAGCACUUCGUUCAGCUACUGUGAUCCCGGAAUAACAUGAUUAGUGUCAUUCCAGGACAUCCACGGCUGGUACAUAUUUGUACAGCCGCAGUUACAACUGUAUAUUGUGUGGUGCAAACUGCAGGCAAACUCUCGUUUCUGGAAGCCAUUCCGUUCACGGACCAAGAACACGCAAGUGUCACUCAUCCUCUCACGACCGAUCAUCGCUUUGAUGAUGGAACAUCGUGAAACCCCUGUCAUGACAUACCUAUAUAUCCAGCGUGAUUCCGCAAACGGCGGCAACAUGUGACAGAAAAAAAACUGUCCUUUUGCAUGUUUGUUUGUUUGUGUAUUCCAGAUGGUGCUGUGAACAUGUUAAAAAUGCUAAAGUAUUUGAACAACU
Messenger RNA from Pomacea canaliculata, 3278 nucleotides. RefSeq lists its product as uncharacterized. The transcript is spliced from 2 exons. The record is from RefSeq and is a predicted model, not a curated record. Bases 873 to 1919 code for a protein of 348 amino acids. Lineage: Eukaryota; Metazoa; Mollusca; Gastropoda; Architaenioglossa; Ampullariidae.